This is a messenger RNA of Drosophila ananassae, 1976 nucleotides long. RefSeq names its product general transcription factor IIH subunit 2 (gene Ssl1). Gene Ontology annotation, biological process: regulation of transcription by RNA polymerase II; DNA-templated transcription; nucleotide-excision repair. The record is from RefSeq and is a predicted model, not a curated record. Lineage: Eukaryota; Metazoa; Arthropoda; Insecta; Diptera; Drosophilidae. Gene Ontology annotation, molecular function: zinc ion binding. Bases 156 to 1424 code for a protein of 422 amino acids. The transcript is spliced from 3 exons. Gene Ontology annotation, cellular component: transcription factor TFIIH holo complex; transcription factor TFIIH core complex.
UUAAAAAUGUAUCAGCUGUCAUCCUAUAGUGUUGAAGGUGGUUGUAUCAAUGUUGGUCAACGAAAAUGUAAAAACAUUCAUAUUAUCAACACUGUCGAAUCCGCUUAUACGCUUCGGACUGCCAGGAAACAAAUCGCCUUUUAUUAUUUUCAAGAAUGGCCGAUGAUGAAAAUGAAGACCAAAAAGAGUACCGCUGGGAGACCGGAUACGAAAAAACAUGGGAAGCUAUCAAAGACGACGAAGAUGGUUUAUUGGACGGGGCCAUUGCCGAAAUCAUACAGAAGGCUAAACGCCAGAGGUUGGCACAGAAAACAAAGCAAAACAGGCUUGGAAUGAUGCGACACCUAUACGUCAUAGUCGAUUGCUCCGAGUCGAUGAGUGUACCGGAUUUGAAGCCCACUAGACUUCGGUGCACCAUCAAGCUGUUGGAGCAGUUCAUCGAGGAGUUCUUUGACCAGAACCCUAUUAGUCAGCUGGGCAUCAUUGCUCUAAAGGCCAAAAGGGCCGAGAAGGUGACCGAACUGACAGGGACAUCGCGAGUCCAUCUAAAGGCGCUAGAAAGCUUGAUAAACGUCUCCCUGACCAGCGAGCCAUCCCUUCAAAAUGGCUUAGAUCUCGCUCUAAAGACUCUUAAAGUGGUACCUUCGCAUGCAUCUCGCGAGAUUGUCGUCAUAAUGGGUUCGCUUACCACUUGCGACCCGGUCGACAUCAACCUUACCAUAGACGAACUGAAAAAAGAAGGGAUUCGAUGCUCUGUCAUAUCGUUAUCCGCGGAAAUUCACGUUGCUCGCUAUCUAACUCAACAGACUCUGGGAACUUUUGGUGCGGUUCUUGACGACGCUCACUUCCGCGAUCAGCUUAUGUCGCAAGUAGACCCGCCGCCAGCGGCAAAGACUCAGCACAACUCCCUCAUUCGCAUGGGCUUUCCCCACACCAAGAACGAGGUGGAGGGUAAGGACGCGCCAUUGUCCAUGUGCAUGUGCCACAUUGAGAACCUAGAGGAGCCUAGUGUACUAUGCACCACUGGCCACCAUUGCCCUCAAUGCAACAGCAAAUACUGCGAACUUCCUGUUGAGUGCCAGUCCUGUGGUCUUACCCUUGUGUCUGCGCCUCAUCUUGCACGUUCCUAUCACCACCUGAUCCCUGUCCCAAACUUCGAAGAGGUGACUUUGGAUUCGAUGCCGACUGUUUCUUCGGACUACAAUGGCGGUGUCAAGGAAUGUUACGCUUGUGCCAAGGUUCUUACCUUUGUCGCUGACAAAAGUAUCUUUAAAUGCGGAUUUUGCCAGCAGUUCUUUUGCAUUGACUGCGAUGCAUUCAUACACGAAACCCUACACGCAUGUGUAGGUUGCAACACUAUUCCCGGAGUGGAUGGCCUAGUGUAUCAGCAGACUACAAAGCCUACAUCUGAGGAUCCGCGUUAGGAAUCUUCAAUCAUUUCGCAAAAUGUUUAAUAUAACUGAGUUAAAAUAAAUAACUUUAGUUAGGUAGCUUUAGUUAAGCCUUUUGUCAGAGAACAGAAUAUUAUUUAAUUAACUGAAUUAUUAAUUUAUAUGAUUAAUAUACACAGGGCGGAAAAAAUUAGUUUGUAUUGUAAAUAGAGUUUUUCUCUCUUGUUUUAGUAGUCAUUUGGUUGUAUGCAAGUUCUCUGCGGCUAUAAUUUCCAGCAUGGCUUUAGCUUCUAUUUCGAAAGCUCGCAUCACUCAGUUGCGGUUGGACGUUAAGUCAAAGCCCCAGCUCGGUAAUAACAAAACCUUGCCCUGAAGUAAAAGUGGAAUACGUUAACGACGUUAAAAUUGAUAAGCAACUCAAAGAUCUAUUAAGAAUGGAAUAUAGUUUUUUUUUUACUUCAAAGUAAAUAGUAAGUUUCUUUUCUAGUAUUAAACUAGUUAAAACACAUUUAACCAUUUCUUUUAUAGAUCAGUUUAUUAUCAUUUCAUAUCAAAAUACAGUAAAUAAAAAAACGAGAAUGGAAA